Messenger RNA from Saprolegnia parasitica CBS 223.65, 1014 nucleotides. RefSeq lists its product as hypothetical. The coding region runs from base 1 to 1014 and encodes 337 amino acids. The transcript has a single exon. Lineage: Eukaryota; Oomycota; Saprolegniomycetes; Saprolegniales; Saprolegniaceae. The record is from RefSeq and is a predicted model, not a curated record.
AUGGGAACGCACCAGGAGCCGAGCGAGUCGACAACGAGCGAGCCGCAAGACGCGCCGCAAGGCCAAGCCAGCAUCCCGCCGGGCGCGCGCACCUCCGAGUCGGAGCUGCCGCAGGGUAUCGCGAUACCGAUCCUCGAGUACAGCCAGCUCAUGAAGAAGCCGGCGCUCAAGGCCAUCGACUUGAACAACGACGACGAGAAGACAAUGACGAUGGACGACGACGACGACCAAGACUAUGUAGAUCCGACGCUCUUCUCACCAGAAGUCUCGCGCCACUCGAUCGAGGUCGCUGUGCGCCGAGCCCGGUCACUGGAAUUGGAGCUCCGCGACAUGGCGCAAGAGGUCGCUGCGCAUCCGCCGAGCUCGGUGGCGACCGACGUUUCAUCGACGCUCCUGACGGCUGUCAAACGUAUCGUGGGCGCCCGGAAUCGGUACUCGCUUCUCGACGAGAAGCAAGCGUCCGCGGACGCGCAAAUGGUCGGCGAGAGCGACAACACGGAUGGCGAUGGCAUGCAGCUGAGCCCCGUGUCCAACGGCGGUGACGUCUUUAAGAGCCGACUGUCGACGCCAUCGGUGCUGCGCAAGAUCUCGGCCUACGGUCACGACCACGCUGGCUCGAUGAUCCCACCAAAGCAGAAAAAGCGCAUCAUGUGGCGCGAUACGUCGACGGUCGCGAACGGCGACGACGACGAAGCACUCGUCCCGGACCACGAGGUGAAGAUAACUAUCUCGGACGAUCAGACGACUAUGACACGGCCUCCAAAGCGUGCGAACAAGCAAAAGACGGGCGUCAUUCGGCGGCUCUCGCCCAAGGAGAAGGAAGAGCUGUACGAGCUGCGGCCAGACCUCAAGAUCGUGCCCAACUGGGCGCAAAAGUACCGCGAAGAGAUGACAGGCGCCCACGACUCGGUCCAGUGCAACAAUUGGCUCGUGCUCUUGAUCCUCUUCCUCAUCUGCCUCCUCGUGUUUCUAUUUUAUAUGAUCAGCCAAACCAAGCCCGAGCAAGGUCUCUAA